Necator americanus (New World hookworm) is the source of this 339-nucleotide messenger RNA. RefSeq lists its product as uncharacterized. Lineage: Eukaryota; Metazoa; Nematoda; Chromadorea; Rhabditida; Ancylostomatidae. The transcript has 2 exons. The coding region runs from base 1 to 339 and encodes 112 amino acids. The record is from RefSeq and is a predicted model, not a curated record.
AUGACGCGUAGAGGAUAUCAACAUUUUGCACCGCCAUCCGAAGUGGCUACAGAGAACCGUCUUCGCUUUUUUGGUCAUAUAUUAAGGAGACCACCAGAUCGCCUCGUUCAACGAGUUCUAAGGGUUUGUCGGACUCAAGCUGGAAGAGGUCUCUUGGCAGAAGAUGGUAGUUGUAGCGAAGUCGCCAAGAGGUCCGCUGUGGCCGCAACGUCGAUGGUACGUAAUCGCCCUGGCGCUGACCAACGCUUUGAUCCCUCCGAGGUCAAUAAACUGGAAGCAGACGUGUCUAGGAGGAUACAAACACAACUCGACUUGACACAACGACUAACCCCCCGCUAG